Messenger RNA from Rana temporaria (common frog), 970 nucleotides. Its product is annotated as olfactory receptor 11L1-like. Gene Ontology annotation, molecular function: olfactory receptor activity; G protein-coupled receptor activity. The coding region runs from base 17 to 970 and encodes 317 amino acids. NCBI's taxonomy places the organism in Eukaryota, Metazoa, Chordata, Amphibia, Anura, Ranidae. The transcript has a single exon. The record is from RefSeq and is a predicted model, not a curated record. Gene Ontology annotation, cellular component: membrane. Gene Ontology annotation, biological process: G protein-coupled receptor signaling pathway.
UUUCUCUCUUCAGGCCAUGGAGGAGAAAAAUGUGUCCCGUAUUACCAAGAUCCACCUAUUAGGACUUCAGACUCCACACAGUAUAACAUUUCUGAUAUUUUUUCUUUUCCUUUUGAUAUAUUUUGUGACAAUAUGUGGAAACCUCCUAAUCAUCAGACUGGUGUCCUACAGCAAAUCCCUCCAUUCUCCCAUGUACUUCUUCCUCUUCCAACUGUCUCUAUCAGAUAUCUUACUGGUAACUGACAUUCUUCCUAACAUACUCCAUACUGUUUUGAUGAAAGGGAUCAUAAUAUCUUUUUCUGAUUGCAUCACCCAGUUUUCUUUUUUUUCUGCUUCUGAAGGACUUGAGUGUCUUCUUCUGACAGUGAUGUGUUAUGACCGAUAUGUGGCCAUCUGUAAACCAUUACAUUAUACUUUAUUAAUGAACUUCCAGCUCUGCUGGGUGAUGAUUAUCACAUGUUGGGUGUUAAGUCUUUUAGUAGGAUUGAUUACCACUUUACCAAUAUCACAAUUGGAUUUCUGUGGUCCCGAUAUUAUCAAUCACUUUUUCUUUGAUCUUGAUCCAAUCCUACAUCUCUCCUGCUCUGAUGCUGCUAAUGUUCUACUUGAAGUGGCAAUACUGAAUGUUAUUGUUGUUGUCAUCCCAUUCUUUAUAAUUAUUAUAUCAUAUGUUUAUAUUAUAAUCACCAUUUUUAAUAUCCCAUCUAUUACCGGUAGACAGAAAGUUUUUUCAACAUGCAGCUCCCACCUGACUGUUGUUUGCAUUUAUUAUGGUUCCAUAGUUUGCGUUUAUUUGGUACCCCAUAGAGGACAGUCAGGGAAUAUUACUAAAUUCUUGUCCUUGCUGUACACUGUGGUCACCCCACUGAUGAAUCCAAUUAUAUACAGCCUGAGGAAUAAAGACUUAAAAGAUGCUGCAGCUAAAAUCGUCAACCACUGUCUGCACUCGCAUAUCAGUAAAUUUACAUAA